Molecule: messenger RNA, 3195 nt
Organism: Neoarius graeffei (lesser salmon catfish)
Lineage: Eukaryota; Metazoa; Chordata; Actinopteri; Siluriformes; Ariidae
Product: long-chain-fatty-acid--CoA ligase ACSBG2-like
Exons: 14
Coding region: 24-2369 (781 amino acids)
Cellular component (GO): membrane; endoplasmic reticulum
Molecular function (GO): long-chain fatty acid-CoA ligase activity
Source: RefSeq, a predicted model, not a curated record
UGCUGUUUUAAAGCCAAUCUGUAAUGUUGAUCAGUGGACCCAAGCUUUCAAACAACUUGGAAAAUAAUUCAGACAGCACUGUAAAAGAUACUCAGCACCAUCUCAGAGAAAAGCAGGCACUCCAAGACUCCAGAGCACAAAGUAACAGCAACUGCAUGACUUCUUUAAUCGGAAACAAUAUCAUGGACUCGGUGGCCGACAAGAUGAAAGAAAUCAGUUUAUCAGAUGAUUCCGGGAUUGACAGUCCAACUGGAGAUGUGAAUACUGAGAAUUCAAGGGAAGUGAAAACAGAAGCACUGACCAAUACCAUCACUGAAAAUGAGGACGCAUCUGUGAAGGGUUUUGAGGAAGCUACAGUUGAUGCUACUGUAGGAAGGGCCUCCAAGGCUGCAGAUGAUGAAUCAAUCCCAAUUACAGGCGAAGUGCGCUUGGCUCCGGCCGAGCAGUACUGGAGUACGACAAGGGACGAGCCAGUGAAGCUAAAGAUGAGUGAGUCGGGUCUGGGCGCUGAUCCUCCUCUUACCAUCCAUCAGAUGUUCCAGUGGACGGUGGACAAUUUUGGAGAUCACCCAGCCCUCUGCUCAAAGAAGGACGGUGCUUGGGUUACACUGACCUAUAAGCAAUACCAACAGCAGUGCCGAGCUGCAGCCAAGAGCUUUCUCAAGUUGGGGCUGGAGCGCUUUCAUGGUGUUGGUAUCCUGGGAUUCAAUUCUCCUGAGUGGUUCAUUGCAGACAUCGGUUGCAUCAUGGCAGGAGGCCUUGCUGCUGGAAUCUACACCACCAGCUCUCCAGAAGCCUGUCACUACGUGGCUCAUAACUGUGAAGCCAAUGUGUUAGUGGUUGAGAACGACAAACAACUCACAAAAAUCCUCCAGAUUAAAGACCAACUACCACAUCUGAAGGCAAUCGUUCAGUACAAGGGAGAAGUGAAGAACAAGAUGCCAAACAUAUACACGUGGACUGAGUUUAUGAAGGUUGGGGAGGAAGUUUCAGAUGCUCAGCUGGAUGCAGUAAUUAACGGUCAGAAGGCUAAUGAAUGCUGCACCCUUAUCUAUACUUCAGGAACCACAGGAAACCCUAAAGGGGUCAUGCUCAGUCACGACAAUAUCACUUGGAUUACAACCGCAGCAGGAUCUACAAUCAAUCUGAACAAUGGACAGGAAUCUAUAGUGAGUUAUCUGCCCCUCAGUCAUGUGGCUGCCCAAUUAACCGACAUGUGGAUCUGCAUUAGAUAUGCAGGCACCACCUAUUUUGCCCAACCAGAUGCACUGAAGGGUUCUUUGGCCACCACUUUGAGAGAAGUGCGUCCCACAAGCUUCCUGGGUGUUCCACGUGUGUGGGAGAAGAUGCAUGAAGCAAUGAAAGACAUCGGUGCAAAGUCUUCUCUCAUGAAGAAGACAAUUGCAAAUUGGGCCAAGGGUAUAGGACUAAAGGCCAGCUACAACGCAAUGAACAACAAUACCUCAGUGCCCUGGGGCUUCACACUGGCUAAUAAUAUGGUCUUUAAGAGGAUACGUGCUGCUCUUGGGCUGGAUCGCUGCACACACUGCUUGACAGCGGCAGCACCAAUCACUAAGGACACACUGGAAUACUUCAUGAGUCUGAACAUCCCCAUCUAUGAGCUGUAUGGCAUGAGUGAGAGUACAGGUCCUCACACCUUAUCCUGGCCUGAUAACUUCCGCAUUAUGAGCUGUGGUAAGGUAAUGGUUGGCUGCAAAACAAAGUUGGACAAGCCAGAUGCAGAAGGAAUUGGGGAGGUGUGUUUCUGGGGUCGUCAUGUCUUCAUGGGUUACCUGAAUAUGCCUGAUAAAACCAAAGAGGCACUGGACUCAGAAGGCUGGCUGCAUUCAGGAGACCUGGGAAAGCAUGAUCAAAAUGACUUCCUUUACAUUACAGGCAGGAUAAAAGAGCUAAUCAUCACUGCUGGAGGUGAGAACAUCCCACCAGUCCCCAUUGAGGAUGCAGUCAAGGAGGAACUGCCCAUCAUUAGCAAUGCCAUGUUGGUGGGAGACAAAAAGAAAUUCCUCUCCAUGCUUCUCACUCUCAAAUGUAAGGUUGAUGACAAUGGAGACCCCACAGAUGAGCUGACCCCACUGGCUGUCGAGUUCUGCAGGAAACAUGGCGUCACAGCAGGCAAAGUCUCCGAGAUCAUCGACAACAAAGAGCCAGUCAUUUACAAAGUCAUCCAGGAGGGUGUGGACAGGGUCAAUGCCAAGGCCAUAUCCAAUGCUCAGAAGGUCCAGAAGUGGACACUCUUACUGCAUGAUUUCUCGAUAUCUGGAGGCGAGCUUGGUCCUACUAUGAAGCUCAAAAGGCCAGUUGUCUCAGAAAUGUACAAAGAAGAAAUCGACAAGUUUUAUGAAGUAUAACUUCUUCUAGUUGACUAAUUUGAGUUGAGGACAUCAAAAGCUGGAUAAAAAAUCUCAUGCACAUCCAGUUCCUUUUGCAUUGGUAAAUAUUGUAUUGGCCUUUCCUCACUCCACCACAUACACAACUAACAGGAGUGUCUCUCUCAUCUCAACGCAUCCACAUAUGUAGAAGACUUUCUGCUGUAGCUUGGACAUUUGGUACAGACUAACCUCGAUCACAGCUAAACCUAGUACCCGAAAAUUUGCACACCCGUGUUCACUUGCUGUGUCUGUAGCAAUAUUUUUUACUACUUAAAAACUGCCUCAAGCUGCUUUAUUCUUUUCAGAUGGCAUCAGUUGCUAUUUGUUAAACCAUUCAGAUGCAACAAGUUUAGAUUUGCCACAAAGGAAGGAAUAAAAUUGCAUUUAGCAACUAAAUAAUGAUCCCAGUGAGCUUGUUAUCUAUUUUUAGUAAAUUAUUUAUACUUUCCGUACCAUCCAUAUAAUUUAUGGUAAAGAGCUUUGUAAAUGUUAAAUGCCUCACAAUAGAAGUUUAAAAAAUAAGCCCAAGAGUGACUGGUUUUACUCUGGCCACAGUUCAAAUUCCAAAGUGAGCAUCCUUACUGAUAUGUAAUGUUGUAUGUGUGCAUUUUAUGCUAUAUUAUGGUUCAGUUAAUACUAACAGAUGCUAUUGCAUGACCCUGAAGUUAACAUGUUUUCAGUGUACUCAAGAAAUAUGUAUGUAACUUCUAAUAUAUAUGUUUGAACUUUUGUGUGUGUGUGUGUGUGUGUGUGUGUGUGUGUGUGUGUGUGUGUGUGUGUGUGUGUGUGUGUGAACUUUCAAAUG